AUGUCUCUCAAGAAGGUAGUGUCGAUCCUGGUGAUCUGUGUGGUCGCCGUGCAAGGUGCCAGCGUGGCCCAGAAGGAUACGAGCGUGACCAGUGAGCUUAGCUGGGCCUGCAUCAACAACGUGAACUGUGUGACCGGGUUGGCGAAGGAUGUCGUCCAGAAGCUGCAGGCACGCCGUUCGAUCGAUUUCGGUGUGUUCAGCGUGAAGCCUGUCGAGCGCAUUCCACUGAACGUUGAAGGACGUUCGUCCCGUGCGCUAGACUUCCUCAGCUCCAACGCGAUCCAGGUGCCUGUAGGACCAACCGUCCUCAACAUCGAACGAUCGGCUGACUACCCGAACUACGUCGAAGUGUCGCUGCUCAAGAAAGAAGACGGAGCCCGCGGACGCACCCGCAAGCACAUGCGCUUCUUCGUGCCCGCGUUCCUGGUCUUCAGCCAGAUCGGCUGGUAUGCGCUUGCCAUCGCCGGCGUGAAGCUGCUGGCGAUUAAGGCCUUUUUGGUCGCUAAAAUUGCCCUAAUUGUCGUAGCAAUGAUGACGUUUAAGAAGCUCAUGGAACCGGUCGCUGUCAUGCCAGCGCCGUACUUCGACCAUCCGGAACCGUUCAUGAUGCCGUACGGUAUGGACUUCCACCAUGGGUUCGGUGGUGCUAGCAACGACAUGUACUCGAUGGGACUGGGCGGCCAUUUGGGACACCACGACGGACCGUCGGCACUGCACGCUGCCGAGGGUGGACUCGGAGCAGCCAGCAACGUGAAUGCGGCCGUCGUCGAUGCUGCCGCGUCCACCGCGACCGACAAGUCUAGCAGCUCGCCGGCACAGCCCGUUGCGGUUGCCGGUGGUAGCGAGCGUCAUCACUUCAGCGCCGGCAGCAAGAUCAAGCGGCAGGAUGUUUACUCGCAGCCUCAGGGAGCCAAGUACUUCAGAUAG
Anopheles maculipalpis is the source of this 927-nucleotide messenger RNA. RefSeq lists its product as uncharacterized. The transcript has 3 exons. Lineage: Eukaryota; Metazoa; Arthropoda; Insecta; Diptera; Culicidae. The record is from RefSeq and is a predicted model, not a curated record. Bases 1 to 927 code for a protein of 308 amino acids.